Molecule: messenger RNA, 2835 nt
Organism: Helianthus annuus (common sunflower)
Lineage: Eukaryota; Viridiplantae; Streptophyta; Magnoliopsida; Asterales; Asteraceae
Product: kinesin-like protein KIN-14N
Exons: 16
Coding region: 267-2606 (779 amino acids)
Biological process (GO): microtubule-based movement
Molecular function (GO): ATP binding; microtubule motor activity; microtubule binding
Source: RefSeq, a predicted model, not a curated record
AACCAAAUUCGGUGACAAAGAAAGAGAACAAUUUCUCCCAGAUAACAGUCACAUUACCAUCGUCUACAUCACUGCAAAUUCAUAUUAUUCAUGAUAGUUCUGAUCCCAAUUUACGGACCCACAUCACAACCUUCUUCAGUAUCAAUUUCUUGGCUACAAACCCCUCUUUUCUCUGAUAAAUUUGUCAUCUUUUUUGUGGGUUUUUGUUAAAGAUCUGAAAAAAAACUUGUGGGUUUUGAUGAAAGUGUGUUAAAGAUCUGAAAAGAAUGGUGGGUACAGCUAAUGGUGGGAAAAGACCCAUCACUCCAGUCACACCAGACGCACCAGUCACUCCAAGACAAGCUUUUUCGGUUGUUAAUGGCGGUCAAGAUCCGGGUCUGCGCUCCGGACCCGGUAGUGUUAACGGGUCGGGUUGUGGCGGUGGAGGUGGAGGUGUUGGGUUUACUAGAGAACAAGUUGAGGCUUUGUUGAAUAUGAAGAUCAAAGCUAAAGAUAAGUUCAAUCUCAAGGAAAAAUGUGAUUUAAUGAUGGAGUAUAUUAAAAAGCUUAGAUUGUGUGUUAAAUGGUUUCAAGAUUUUGAAGGGGGGCUUUCUUUAGAACAUGAGAAGCUCAAGAAGCUGUUUGAAUCAGCAGAAAAGAAGUCCAAUGAAAUGGAAAUGCUAAUGAAUGCAAAGGAAGAAGAAUUGAGCGCGAUCAUCGAGGAAUUAAGAAAUAAUUACUCGGUUUUACAAGAGAAAUUCACGAAAGAGGAAAGCGAAAAACUGGCUGCAGUUGAAACAUUGACGACGGAGAAGAAUGCUAGAACGACAGCCGAAAUGUCACAAGCUUCCCUCACUGAAGAUCUCGAAAAAGCUCAAGACGAGUGUUCAAGUGCGAAUCAGAAGAUAAUAUCACUCAAUGAUAUGUACAAAAGAUUACAAGAGUACAACACGGGCUUACAACAAUACAACAGUAAGCUGCAAACGGAGCUUAAUCAAACCAGCGAGACCCUAAGCAAAGUGGAACACGAAAAAGCUGCGUUAAUGGAGAAUUUAAGCAAGUUAAAAGGCCACCACGAGUCUCAACAGGCUCAGUUGGCUUCUACCAAAGCGAGUUUAGAAGAAUCGAUACAGCUAAAAGAAGCUUUAGCUAGUGAAGUUGGUUGUUUGAGAGGGGAUUUGCAUAAAGUGAGAGAAGAUCGUGAUCGACAAUUGUCGCUUGUUCAAGAUUUAACGGCUGAAGUAGUGCAAUAUAAAGAAUGUACUGGAAAAUCGGCUGUGCAGUUGGGUACCCUAACUUCAAGAUCACAAGAGCUCGAGGCAAAGUGUGCUUCACAAAUCGACACGAUAAAAAGAUUGCAGGAGCGACUUGCUACCGCACAGAAGAAACUGGAGUUAUCUGAUUUAUCGUCAAUUGAGACAAGAGCGGGAUACGAAGAAGAGAAAAAACUUAACUCAGAGUUAAUAAUUCGUUUGGCAGAGGCAGAAUCGAAAGUUAUCGAAGGAGAAGCCUUGAGAAAAAAGUUGCAUAAUACAAUAUUGGAAUUAAAAGGAAACAUACGAGUUUUCUGUAGAGUCCGGCCCCUUUUGUUGGACGAAGGUGUGGAAGAUGAAACAAAACCCAUUUCUUUCCCGACGACAACGGAAGCUCUUGGCCGAGGCAUUGAAGUGUUGCACCAUGGUCAAACCCAUCCUUUUAUGUUUGAUAAAGUGUUUAUGCCUCAAACAACACAAGAAGAGGUGUUUGAAGAAGUAUCACAGCUUGUUCAAAGUGCACUUGACGGUUAUAAGGUUUGCAUCUUUGCCUAUGGUCAAACGGGAUCCGGUAAAACACAUACAAUGAUGGGAACACCAGGAAGCUACGACGAUAAAGGACUCAUACCACGGUCACUUGAACAAAUAUUUGAGGCCCGACAAAAGCUUAAAGAACAAGGGUGGAAGUACGAAAUGCAGGUUUCAAUGUUGGAAAUAUACAACGAGACAAUACGCGACUUAUUAUCAGCAAACAAAUGUUCGACAGAUGGUAGUGCUAAUAAACAACAAUAUGCAAUUAAACAUGAUGCAAAUGGCACCACCCAUGUUUCGGAUUUGACCAUUGUUGAUGUUCGUAGCAGUAAAGAGGUCUCGUAUUUGUUAAACCGUGCCGCACAAAGCAGGUCUGUGGGUAAGACUCAAAUGAACGAACAAUCAUCAAGAAGUCACUUUGUCUUCACUCUACGGAUAUUCGGCGUUAAUGAGACUUUGGAGCAACAAGUACAAGGUGUUCUCAACCUUAUAGAUCUUGCUGGUAGUGAACGCCUUUCCAAGAGCGGGUCAACCGGGGAUCGGCUAAAAGAAACUCAGGCCAUCAACAGGAGUUUGUCAUCACUAAGUGAUGUUAUAUUUGCACUAGCAAAGAAGGAAGAACACAUUCCAUAUAGAAACUCAAAGCUCACAUAUCUUCUUCAGCCUUGCUUAGGUGGCGAUUCAAAGACGUUGAUGGUGGUCAACGUUUCUCCAGCACCAUCUUCGGUCAGCGAGUCACUUUGCUCUCUUCGGUUUGCUGCAAGAGUGAAUGCUUGUGAGAUCAGCAUCCCUAGACGUCAAACCUCGAUGAGAUACAUGGAGCCCCGACUGAGCUAUGGUUAAGCGAACCGCUGGAUUCAAGUUGUUAGUUAUUAACAUAGAACCAAAACCGAAAAGUUUGUUGUACGUUUUAACAGUUUGCAUGUAACGUGUAUAGCCGAAAGGAUCUUACAUGGUUUGUAACAGUGAAGAAUGAUAGGAUUAGUUGUUUUAUGAUCAUGAGAUUUGUACUUGUUGAUUUGAUGAUACUUGACAGUUAUAGAUCCUGAUUAAACAUAUUUUCUAAGUGUUC